This is a messenger RNA of Aspergillus nidulans FGSC A4, 1389 nucleotides long. RefSeq lists its product as uncharacterized. Gene Ontology annotation, molecular function: nucleic acid binding; DNA binding. The record is from RefSeq and is a predicted model, not a curated record. The transcript has 3 exons. The coding region runs from base 1 to 1389 and encodes 462 amino acids. Lineage: Eukaryota; Fungi; Ascomycota; Eurotiomycetes; Eurotiales; Aspergillaceae.
AUGCCCCGAGUUCGCGUUAGUUCAAGCCAAAAUUGCCAUGAGAAGGAAGGUCGGCUCCUACUGGCUGUACAGGCUAUUAAAAAAAAGGAGAUUACAUCAAUACGCGAGGCAGCACGUCGCUUCAAUGUGCCUGAAUCUACACUACGUACGCGACUACGCGGGACUACAAAUCGCGCCGAAUCUCGCGCAAAUGGCCAUAAAUUGACUGAGAUUGAAGAGGAACGCGGAGCAGCUCCUACAAAAGCUCAUGUACGAGAAAUGGCUAAUAUUCUGCUUGCAAAGCCAAAGCAAGAGAACCCAAAGGUUAUUCAAGCAUGGUUUAACACCGUACGAGCCACAAUCGAACAAUACGGGAUCCUACCGGACGAUAUCUACAACUUUGAUGAGACUGGCUUUGCAAUGGGCCUUUGUGCACAUCAGAAAGUGAUUACCAAGUCAGAAUCAUGUGGCCGAAGACCAGUUCUACAGCCAGGAAACCGUGAAUGGGUUACUGCAAUUGAGUCAAUCAGUGCUUCUGGAUGGGCACUUCCACCAACACUUAUCUUUAAGGGCAAGCAGUAUAACCAAGCAUGGUUUACAGGCCUUCCGCCCGACUGGCGAUUUGAAAUUAGUACAAAUGGAUGGACAACUAAUGAAAUUAGCCUUCGCUGGCUUCAGAAGCAAUUUAUCCCGUCAACAGAGCAUCGUACGCGCGGAAGAUAUCAACUUCUAGUUCUUGAUGGCCAUGGAAGCCAUCUUACACCAGAGUUUGAUCAAAUCUGUACAGAUCAUAAUAUUAUACCACUCUGCAUGCCGGCACAUUCCUCCCAUCUUCUACAACCACUUGAUAUUGGAUGUUUUGCAGUUUUGAAGCGCUCGUACGCCAGCUUGGUUGAUCAGAAAAUGCGGCUUGGCAUCAGCCAUAUUGACAAACUUGAUUUCCUUGCAGCCUAUCCACAAGCUCGAAUCAGCACAUUUAAGCUGGAUACAAUCAGAAACAGUUUUCGAGCAGCAGGACUAGUGCCAUUGAAUCCUGAACCAGUGCUUUCAAAGCUUAGUAUUCAGGCUCGUACGCCUACACCCCCUGGAAGCCGUGGCAGCCAGGCAAGCACUUUUUGCCCACAUACACCAGCAAAUGUUGAUGAGCUUCUAAAGCAAGCUUCUUUACUCAGAGAUUUUCUCAAACAGCGCUCAAAAAGUCCACCAUCACCGUCCCAUAAUGCCCUAAACCAGCUAAUUAAAGGCUGUCAAAUUGCAAUGCAAAAGGGCAUACUAUUGGAGCAAGAGAAUAGGGCGCUACGUGCUGAAAAUGCUAUACAAAGGCGAAAGCGAGCUCGUACGCAUAGAUGGAUAGCUCAUGAUAAUGGUCUGUCUGUACAAGAGGCUACAGAGCUCGAGGAAGCUCAGUAA